Molecule: messenger RNA, 1970 nt
Organism: Centropristis striata (black sea bass)
Lineage: Eukaryota; Metazoa; Chordata; Actinopteri; Perciformes; Serranidae
Gene: spra
Product: sepiapterin reductase a
Exons: 3
Coding region: 79-882 (267 amino acids)
Biological process (GO): tetrahydrobiopterin biosynthetic process
Molecular function (GO): sepiapterin reductase (NADP+) activity
Source: RefSeq, a predicted model, not a curated record
AUCCAAGAAGAAGAAAACAUUCCAGGGAUCUGCCUUCCUUGGAUCAGUCCGGGAUCCUGUGCAGCGUUCAGUAGCACCAUGUCGUCCACAGAGUCUCCGCACCUGGGCCGGGCGCUCUGCAUCAUCACCGGGGCCUCCAGGGGCUUCGGCCGGACUGUGGCGAGGGAGAUGUCCCGGGUGGUGCAGCCGGGUUCGGCGCUCGUCCUGGCGGCCCGCUCCGGUGACGACCUGCGGGCUCUGCAGGCGGAGCUGGCCGGGUCGGAGGCAGCCCCGGCCGGCCUGGUGGUGGAGUGUGUGGUGGCAAAUGUGGGUGAGACGGAAGGACUGGAGAGCAUCAUCAGAGCAGCUCGAGACGCCUUUUCUCAGGAGAUGGAUCACAUUAUACUGGUCAACAACGCUGCCACUCUGGGUGACGUCUCCCGCUACUUCAACAGCUUCACCGAUAUGGCAGAAGUGGACUCCUACCUGUCUCUAAACGUCAGCUCCUCUCUGUGCCUCACAGCCAGAGUCCUGCAGGCUUUCCCUCAGCGUACAGGUCUGCGGCGCACCGUGGUCAACGUCACCUCGCUGUGCGCCCUGGAGCCCUUCUGCUCCUGGGUGCUGUACUGCACCGGGAAGGCCGCCCGGGAGAUGAUGUUCAGGGUGCUGGCCAAAGAGGAGCCGGACCUCCGGGUGCUCAGCUACUCUCCAGGACCUCUGGACACGGCCAUGCAGGUGGUGGCCCGAUCAGAAACGGCCCACCCGAACCUCAGGAAGACUUUCUCAGACAUGUUCGCUCAGGGCAAGCUGCUCACCUGUGAGGCUUCCUGCUCCAAGAUGAUGAAGCUGCUGCUGGAGGACAGCUUCACCUCAGGAGCUCACAUCGACGUCUACGAUGUCUAGAGUACCGACAGCCGACAAGCAGAGACCAGAUUAUUUCUACGUGCCUUGAUUUAAAUUAAACACUUGAUUCAUAACUACCACCUACCUCUUCUAAUACACAGGUGCAUCUCAAUACAUUAGAAUAUGAUGGAAAAGUCCAUUUCCAGUAAUUCAGUCAAACAGCCCCAACCAAGUAUUAGGGCUGGGCGAUAUGGCCAAAAACUUCUAUCCUAUAUGUGUAUGUAUAUAUAUAUAUAUAUAUAUAUAUAUAUAUAUAUAUAUAUAUAUAUAUAUAUAUCCUGAUAUUUUUUGGGCAAAAUGUUCAGUCAUAGUCAAAUAUGACAUGUCACAAGUAGUUUUACUUUCACAAGUAGUCAAAGCUCCAUAAAGUGCACAUUUAAAUAAAAUAUAUCUUUUUCUGAAAUAAAUAUAUUUAUAAGUAACGGCAGCAUUUAUAUAUAAAGAAAGAAAAAAAUUGAACAGUAUUGAUAUAUGCGAUAUGGUCUAAUUCCAUAUCACAUUUAAAAAUAUAUUGAUAUAUUUUUAUAUCGAUAUAUCGCCCAGCCCUACCAAAUAUUGAGUCAUAUAGAUGGACAUACUUUUCAGAGGCCAACAUUUCCAUAUUAAACAUACUUUUUAACUUUUUUAAUUUCAGGUCUUCAUUAAAUUUAAGCCAUAAUCAUUAUAAUUAGAAGAAACUAAACAAAUAAAGACAUGAAAUGUUUCAUUCUGUGUGUAAUGGAUCUAUAUAAUGUGUUAUUUCCACUUUUUGAAUUGAAUUACUGACAUAAAUAAACUUUUCUUUGAUAUUCUAAUUUAUUGAGAUGCACCUGUAGUUAUAGGUACAAAAGUCAUUGAUCGUUGCACUUUUAAUCCUUACUAUGUAGCCUUUUAAUGAUAAACUGACCAAUGAAGCAUCAAACUGAGUUCACAUUCCAAACAUUACAGAUUAACUAAACUCUUAGUUAACCUGAGCAGCAAGGUUAGAAUAGUUUCGGAUUUUUCAUUAGUUUUACUUUUAAUUUCGUUGUGAUUUUUGUUUUCAAAUUCAGUUAGUUUUAACUAGCUUUUAGAGUGACUUUGCUGUUUUUUUUUGUUUUUUUGUGUGU